This is a messenger RNA of Epinephelus lanceolatus (giant grouper), 2400 nucleotides long. It is a transcript of the gene glyctk, whose product is annotated as glycerate kinase. Gene Ontology annotation, biological process: protein phosphorylation. Gene Ontology annotation, cellular component: cytoplasm. The record is from RefSeq and is a predicted model, not a curated record. Gene Ontology annotation, molecular function: glycerate kinase activity. Lineage: Eukaryota; Metazoa; Chordata; Actinopteri; Perciformes; Serranidae.
CAUGACGAACACAGUACGGUGUUGCACACGGUCCGUACUAGGUGGACACCGGACACCAGUGCAGUCUCGCUGUCGGACGGUUUUAUAACUCACUUCCCCUCUUUACGAGUUGGUGUAGGGGAGGAGGGUGGAUAUUGUACUCUUGAAUGUCACCUGCAUACACCUGUGUCUCUUUCCUCUCAUUUGUCACCGUCUGUAUGAAACAGUAGGCUAGUAGCAGCCGCCCUCUGGUCCAGCACUUUCUGUGUCAUUUGUGAACCUGUCCCGUUGUCUCCCAGCUUCUAGGUUUUGCUCCAGGCAGCAAAAUGGACGCAGGAGACGUGAAGAGGAAAACAACAGCAGGAGUUUUGUCCUCACAGAAACACCCUGAGGCAACUUCGACUCAGACCGACUGAACUGUCCAUGGCCCGCGUUCUUUCCCUGUUUCGGCCUCAGGCUUUUCUGGCCCUUGUGGACAGGAGAAAACCUGUGUUGUGCAAAAUGUCAAUGGACUCACGGGCACGCAUGGUGUUUGCAGCCGCUGUGGAAGCUGUGCAGCCUGACACUGUGGUCCGGCAGAGUAUAGAGCGCAAGAAGGACUCAGUCAUUAUCAAUGGUCACAAGUUCACACUCAAUCACAACUUGCACUUGGUGGGCUUUGGAAAAGCUGUGCUGGGUAUGGCUGCCGAAGCCGAGAGGAUCGUGGGCGAUCAUUUGGUGAAUGGAAUAAUAAGCGUGCCACAUGGGAUUCAGCAGACAUUACGGCAGCAUGGAAAAGAACAUCUCUUGCUAAAAGAAAACAGUCGCAUCAAAGUGAUGGAGGGAGCGAAACACAACCUGCCUGACACUGAUGCCCAGAAGGCAGCUGACAGCAUCAAGCAGAUAGCCAGCGAGCUGACGGAGAACGACCUGCUACUUGUACUGAUUUCAGGUGGAGGCUCUGCACUACUACCUGCACCCAUCCCUCCAAUCUCACUGCAAGAGAAACAGGAAGUGACCCGCAAACUUGCAGGUGCUGGCGCCACUAUUCAAGAGCUGAACACUGUGCGACGUGCCCUGUCUCUCUUAAAGGGUGGAGGACUUGCACAUUGUGCUCACCCGGCCCAGGUGGUUUCACUCAUAUUGUCUGAUGUAAUUGGAGACCCUCUGGACUUAAUAGCCAGCGGCCCCACAGUGUGGACAGAGGUGUGGCCUGAAGAAGUUUUGUCAGUCCUUGAACGUUACAAGCUGUUGAGCUCUUUACCAGCCUCAGUAAAGGAAGUCCUCGGGAGACCAAGUCCCCGCUUGAGGGAGAAUAAUGAUGAAUCCAGUACGUCAGGAAAUGUUCUCAACACUGUGAUUGGCUCCAACAGCAUCGCCCUCCAGUGUGCAGGUCGCCGUGCUCGAGAGUUAGGCUUCCGUCCGGUUGUGUUGGCACCAGGAGUAUGUGGUGAUGUAAAGUCAGUCUCCAGACUGUACGGGCUCCUGGCCCGCUUCGCCUGUUCCAGAGAGGAACCUCCUCCAGAGAUUGCUGCUGAGGUGCUGAGGCUGGGGCCUGAAGUAGGCGUGGAGAGCUGGGACCUCUGCCGCACCAUGCAGGUCUUGGGUGAAGGGCGCACAGAAGGAUGGGGUUCCACAUGUCUGUUAGCUGGAGGGGAGCCCACCGUGGAGCUGACAGGCAUGGGUCGAGGUGGUCGAAACCAGGAGCUGGCCAUGCGGGUGGGGGUGGAGCUGAGAGGCAUGAAGCUCCCGCCUAACGGUCCUGUGUUCCUGAGUGGUGGAACUGAUGGUCAGGACGGACCCACUGAGGCAGCAGGGGCUAUCACAGAUGGGGGGUUGUGUGUAGAGGCCCAAGCACAGGGGCUGGACAUUGAAACCUUCCUUACUAACAAUGAUUCUUACACUUUUUUUACACGUCUUUCCAAAGGGCAGCGCUUACUUGUACCAGGCCUAACCUGCACGAAUGUGAUGGAUGUGCACAUGCUACUUAUUCCACCAAUUCCCAUUAACAUAAGAUAAUGCCGAAGCACAUGAGAUAAAAGUAUCUAAGUCCAGUGGGUCUGUAUGAAUAAAGCACUCUAUCAGUCUGUGUGGCUUGGCAUCAUAGUACAUGUUUUUUUUCCAACACUACACAGACAUUUUCACACUUAUCUGUGAAACUACAUGAAACACUGGUGUAGCUAUAUGAAAUUCUGAUGACCACAGAGUAUUGAAUUAUCUUUUUUUUUUUAAAUCACUGAAAAAACAAUAAAACACCCAAGCUCUAGUAAUUAAAGUGUGAAUAAAAUCAGUUUUUUUUUUUUAAUAUAAUAUCAAGCUAUUUCAACAAAGCUUUGCUGCUGGUCUCUUCAGGUACUUAGACACCUUAAAUAUGCCGCUGAUUUUAUUCUUUAGUUCAUCUGACAAGGACUAUGUACAUCAUUAAACAUUUCUGUAAACACA